AUGGGAAAUAAUUGUUCCUAUUGUGAAAAUUUCACAAACGAAUCAAAAUUAGAAUUUUAAUCAGCAAACCAAAACUAUAUAGAUUUUUAUAAAAAUACUCAAAAUAAUUAAAACAUAAGCAAAAGCCCUCAAGAUUAAUCCCAAUAAAGUUACUAAAAAUACGAUAAUAACUCAGAAAAUCAAAAAAGUAUUCUAAAGCAUUAUUAUUUUUCAAAAGAAGACGCCGAAGAAAUAAUCCAUAAAAUCCCCUACUAUUCUGCUUUUCGUUAAAAAUACCCUCCUUAUAAAUUUAAAUCAGGUGUGAUAUACGAAGGCUAAUGGCUUUACGGAAAAAGAGACGGAUACGGUGUCUAAAUAUGGCCCGAUGGUGCUAAAUAUGAAGGUGAAUGGGUUAAAAACAAGGCAAAUGGCAAAGGAAAAUUCAGGCAUGUGGACGGUGAUAUAUUCGAAGGUGAAUGGAAAGAAGAUUAAGCAAACGGUUUUGGUAUAUAUUUACACAUAAACGGUGCAAAAUAUGAAGGAUAAUGGAAAAGCGAUCUCCAAUAUGGAUAUGGAGUAGAAUCUUGGAUAGAUGGUUCCAAAUAUGAAGGAUUUUAUAUAGAAGGUAAAAAGUGUGGUUAGGGUUAAUAUACUUGGCCUGAUUAAUCUAAAUAUAAAGGUGAUUGGAAAGAUAAUAAAAUAAAUGGAUAUGGCAUUUAUACAUGGCUAGAUGGAAGAAAAUAUGAAGGAGAAUGGAUAGAAAAUAAAAUGCAUGGUAAAGGUGUAUAUACAUGGAAAGAUGGAAGAAAGUACGAAGGCUAAUAUAUGUAUGAUAAAAAACAUGGAUAUGGCGUUUAUUAAUGGGCAGAUGGAAGAAGAUAUGAAGGAAUGUGGGAAAAUGGAAAAUAACAUGGGAAAGGAUACUAUAUUUAACAGAAUGGGGAAGUUAAAUGUGGCAUUUGGUAAAAAGGAAACAGAAUCGAAUGGUUGUAAUAAAAUGAUUUAGAACAAAACAUGAAUUAAGAAAUGUAAUAAAUAUUAAAAAUAAUAUGUAAAAAUUAAUUUGUUAAAUAAAAGUAAAGAAAGUUAAUAUACAAUUAAUAACAAAAGUAAUAUUAGUAAAAAUAAUAAUUUAUAGUAUUAAAAUAAUUAAUAAGAAAAAAAUUAUUAUAGUGA
Ichthyophthirius multifiliis is the source of this 1155-nucleotide messenger RNA. RefSeq lists its product as hypothetical. The transcript is spliced from 3 exons. The record is from RefSeq and is a predicted model, not a curated record. NCBI's taxonomy places the organism in Eukaryota, Ciliophora, Oligohymenophorea, Hymenostomatida.